Molecule: messenger RNA, 1373 nt
Organism: Rattus norvegicus (Norway rat)
Lineage: Eukaryota; Metazoa; Chordata; Mammalia; Rodentia; Muridae
Source: RefSeq, a predicted model, not a curated record
GGGCAUUCUCCUGUUGCUGUGGCAACCACAGGUCCAUUUGGGUGCUGAGGGAGUGAGGUUAAAGGGUUAGGAGGGGCCGCACACAUGGGGGAACUUGGCGAACACCGGUCUAGGUCUAGUCUGCUCAGCAUCCCAGUCCUGGAUACCAAGACUUCGGGCGGGUCAGAGUACAGGGAGAGUGAUGGCAGUUUGGACCUUCAGAGUACGUUAUUUGAGGACCACUGGCUGCAGAGCUCCCAAGCCACCACAGAGCGAAACACAGAUGAUCCAGAAGAGGAAAUCCCCCCAGAGGAGAUGGUUGGGGAAGAGCUCCCCGAGGUCUCCAAUCUGGAGGAUUCUCUUCGACGAGACCUGGAGGUGGAAGUGGUUGGAAUGAGCCACCUGUCCAUCAAUGAGCGGACUACUCCCACCACCUCCUCAGCCAAGUGCAGGAAAAAGAAGAACCAUAGGCUACUGGAACUGGCAAAGCCCAAGUUCAACUGGCAGUGUCUGAAAGACAGGACGGGGCGCUGUUGUAAGGGCCAUGUCUGGAUUUCCCCACGCAAGACCAACUUGCAGUUCUGCCUGUAUUGGCCUUCUGUAUACUGGACGGAGCGAUUUAUUGAGGACACCACGUUGACCAUCACAGUCCCUGAGGUGUCCCGCCGCGUGGAGGAGCUUUCAAGGCCCAAGAGGUUCUACCAGGAAUAUUACAACAACAACAGGACUACGCCCAUCUGGCCCAUCCCUCGGUCCACUUUGGAGUACCAAGCUUCUAACCGGCUGAAGCGACUGGCUACCCCGAAGAUUCGCAAUAACAUCUGGAGUAUUAACAUGUCUGAGGUUUCCCAGGUGUCCAGGGCAGCCCAGAUGGCAGUCCCUACCCCACGGACGCUUCGAUUGGCAAAGCCCAGGGCCCCAGCCACCCUGUUGGAAGAGUGGGACCCUAUGCCAAAACCCAAGCCUUAUGUGUCAGACUAUAACCGCCUUCUUCAGCUGGCAACACCCAAGGCCCUGUCAGAAAAGUGCGUUCCUGACCGCAGUCCUCAGUGGGAGGUCCUGAAUGUCACCAAGAAUGCGGUGGCCAGUUCACGGAUCAUCUCCCUGGCCCAGCCCAAAAUUCGAAAGGACCUCAACGAGGGAUACAACCCGUACUACAUCUCCCCAGCUUCUCUGGUGGCCCAGGCAUCUCCUCGAAUUUACGAGCUUGCUGUCCCCAAACACAUCACCAAGAAAGUGUGACAGCCAGACGUACACUCCAGCUCAUUCCCCAGUAAACACCAAGUGCAUCCUCGCCUGUGUGCGUGAUUCGCUGAGCUUUGUGGUUUGGGUAGGGGCGGGCAGGGACGCCGGAGGCCGGAACAAUAAUAAUGUUAUUUUCAUAUUUUAUCUAA